Molecule: messenger RNA, 6697 nt
Organism: Toxorhynchites rutilus septentrionalis
Lineage: Eukaryota; Metazoa; Arthropoda; Insecta; Diptera; Culicidae
Product: centrosome-associated protein 350-like
Exons: 6
Coding region: 339-6404 (2021 amino acids)
Biological process (GO): microtubule anchoring
Cellular component (GO): centrosome
Molecular function (GO): microtubule binding
Source: RefSeq, a predicted model, not a curated record
UUUUGGCUUGGCACUCUCUCUCUCCUUCCACAAUCGACGGUUGUUGGGAAACGGCUUCAGCACAAACAGAAAACAGAAAGAAAUGCGUUCGUGGCCGGACCCUGCAUUCCUAGCGUUGUUUUUUCUGUCUAUCACGCCCGAAAAGUGUUUAUUUCGAAAAGAAAACCCACCCAAAGUUACAAUUGAACUUUUUGCGUCAUCUCUCAAGUGUAAUUCACCCUUGCAGUAACACAACCAUUCCACAGGAAUAUGAACAAAUCAAAGUGCACCUUCGAUAGUGGCAGAGAUUUGUUGAAAUCCGCAAGCAGCUGCUGCAGUCAGCAUUCUUCUUCGGUGGUAUGUUUUCGAGGCUGAGGAGCGUAGCAAUUCGAUUGUUUGCUACCGGCGUCGUCGUCAUUUCGGUUACACCAACUACGACCAAUAGCAACAUGUCAACCGAUUCCGAAUCGCACCCGUUGACGGAGAAGGGAAGCCGAAAUUCCGCCACUUUUUCCAUCAACUCGCUGAAUGAUGAUGUUCCCGUUAGGCAGAGUGCUGUGCAAAUAUUUCGUGAGCGCGAGACUGAUUACACCUUGCCAGGAUCACCCCGGAGAAAAAGUACCAUACAAAUUACUAAGUUAAUAUUAAAGGAUCCGCCCACAAGUCCAGUGAAGAAAAUUACUCCCGUUGUUGUAAAGUCCAUUAAGACCUACACCAGUUCCGUGAUGCCACCGGAGGUAGAUAAAAGUGCUCGGAUGGACAGCAAUAGAAAGGAAGAAGAGCAGGCUCAUGCGAAAUACAAUAUUAUCCCACUACCAAGCGCUGAUCGGUUGAAGGAGGAGUUUGAAGCGAAGAAGAGCGAAAGGGAUGAAAUGAGCAGUCGUUUGCAGAAAUUUUUGCAAGAACAAUAUCGGGAAACCGAUCCAAAACAAAAAACACAGGUCGGUAUAGAAAUUUCUAGGGUAACAAAUUCGAGUGAAAGCACAGCCUACUCGAUCCCAAAUAGUAUAAAUAAAGCCGAUGUUGACAGUGCAGUUAGCAUCUGUAGUAAUCGUAGUGCCCUGAACAAACAGUCAUUGUUACCACCCGAACCGGAAGAUAUAAAACACAUCGAAGCUGCAUCAACAAAAUCGGAAGCAAUGCCAGUUAAGCCCGCGUCAACUGUCCAAUCCAGAGCAUCCCGCUCUCGUCCUAAGUUGGUAGAUGACCGAGAAACGCCGGACUCCAAGAAGGAAAAGGAAAAGUCGUAUGACCCCGUGAAAGCCAGGGAAUUCAUUAAGUUGCAACAGUCGAGACGCAGAGAGGAGAAAAAAGCGAAUCCGCCGCAGGUUAACGAAAAGGAGCUCAUCAAGAAGCGGCUGAACGAUCUGAAGAAGAGCACCCAAGAUUUGGUCAGUAAAAACAUUCAGAAAGUACGUAAGCGCUCUCAAUCCGUUGCAUCAAGUCAGAAAUCGGGAUCAGGAAAUGCUGUGAAGGCGACUGACCAAAAACCCUCGAAACUGGACAAUAAAGAGGCACCUCCGAAGCCAAUUCGGAGAAGCGCUUCUGCGGUAUCGUUAAAAAAUAUUCCAGCGGCUCCGCAACCAACGAAAGCAAGUGUAUCCGAGAAAACUGAGAGUGACGGUAAAAAAGUGCGGCGCCGAUUACCUCUACUGGAGAUAGAUUUCUCGGAGAAAAUUGGGAUCAUGAGAAAACCUGAAGGCGUCCCUCUGGAAGAGGUCCUGCUGAGUCCAGUUAAGGUGAAAGAAUGCGAAACUCCAGUAAAAAAUGUGGUUGAAAUUAAGGAAAAAGGUGUGGAUGUAAAUAUUAGAUCACCAACAUCUGCAAUUGAGAAAGAAAUGAAAUUGGAUAUUCCGGAGGUAAGCUUGGUUCCGGAUACAACUUUCAAACAACCGAACAGUUUCACCGAAAAGAAGGACAAGUCCAAGGAGGAGAAAUAUGUCGCCCCGUGGUUGAAGAACACUUUACUCCAGCCGGAUCCAUAUCCCUUCAUAAUGGCAGUCCGGAAGAAGCUGGAAGCUAUACGUAAUCUGACCAACAAUGGAAACCACUCGAGUUCGUCUGACUCGAGUGACCUCCGGAGGUCAUCCAAACGCGUCGAAACAGCGAACGAAAUGCACAGCAAAUGCAUUGAAUAUCUGGAAACGUUAAGAUCUGUGCCUCUCAUUAGUAAAUCGCCCAGAACUGCUUCCAUUUCGGUGCAACCGUCAGAGUCGAACACUAUCUCAGAGAUUAGUUCGAUCAGGUCCGACUUUAUUCAACCACUGCCCCCACUCAGUAGCACCAAAAUUGGUUCUAAAGAAGAUGCUCAACAAGCAGCUCCAGCUCCCAUAAGCCCUCUUUCGGUGGAUCGAAUCUCGAAUCUCAAAAUCACUGCGAACAGUUCGCUUCUGGAGCGAAGCAUUAAUUUCCAUCGAGGUACAGAUAUGCCCGAUGCGGACCUCAUCCCCGAUAGAGUCUCCUUCUAUGGUCGAAAUGUCCAAGCAAAUCUAUCUCAAAGUCAGCUCAGUGAUAACACAUCAGAAAAGCAGUACAAUUUUUUGCGGAAGCCCUCCCAACCGCACGAUAAGUCCACACCCGAAGCGGAGUAUCACAAAAUGUUGGAAGCAUUCAAUCGUAGCCUCUCGCAGGUAAUCGAAGUGAACCAGCAGCUGUAUUCCACCCUCAAAAAUCCUCCAGCGCGGGUCGAGCCUAUCAAAAUUCGCGACGGAAUAACUCAAACCACGCCCAAUCAGUCCGUCGUGAACACCAAUGCUUCGGUCAAUUCCAAAUACAGCGAGGAUUUCGAGCGUUCCCAUGAAGCCCAAACUACUCGCUCCUCGCCGUCCGAAGGAUCUGGCUCAACGGGGUCGACGCCCGACGGCAAAACAUCCAAAUCGAGAACAUCAUCUGAAGCAGCGGACACCACCACUACUGCAACGGCCUCGGCAACAACCCCAUCUACAACAACGGCUGCCGGUAGCAGUCCAGAAGAGAGUCCCAGCAAGUCGCAAUCCAGUGAUUCCAGAUCGUUCAGCUUGUCCGAUAGUCACAACACAAAUCCGCCCAUGCCGGAAGAAUAUCUGCCCUCUUUUGAGGAGAGCUUGAGACGCCGAAAGCUGGAACGAUCGAGAGAACCCACUCCAGAGAAACCGGAAAAGGUAAGCAGUUCCGGGAGCAUCGAAACGCAAAUCAGCGAAGGAGCUGGAGAGCAGGCAAAUUCACUGCGUGAUGAAACACACCGACCAAAAAGUGUGGAGUCGAUUAGCUUUAAAAUAUCGGAAAAAAGUGACGCUUCGAAUAGGUUCAAUCCGGAAAAAGUGAACACUGAUGACGACAAGAUGGAGUUCAUCAAGGUGGCAACAAGCUCCAGUUCCUGCUCGGAACUGGAGGCACUCGAUCCGGCCGAAUCCAUCAGUGAGAAGGAUGUGCAGCUGAAUGACACCACUAUGGGGAGUGACAUUUUUGCGGUGCUCAAUCGGACGGAUUUGGAAAUAUCGGUUCUGUCCACCACGAUUUCUGAAGCGAACCUUAGUUACUCAUCGAUUGGAAUGUAUGACCUCCUGAUUAGGAACGAAAAGUCGAAAAGUGAACAAAUGGCUGCCCGCAUUCGGAUGAAGGAAAAGGCUCUGCUGGAUCGAACCAAGGGACAGCUGGCAUGGCUUGAAUUGCAAAAGCAGCGCUACCGCGAGCACGGCUUAACCGAGCAGAUAUCGAUCGUGAAGAAAAAGCAACGAGCCAUCCUUGUGCGGCUAGAAAAAGAACGUGCCGAGUUGGAUAGAUUCAAGCGGACCGAACAAGAGGCAUCCAAGGGAUCAAACAGUCGCACCUCGCUGACUCCCAAGUCUAUAGAACAGCUAAAUUCGCUAACGUCGAAUGGUCAUUCAAUCUCGCUUAGACGAUCCUCGAUAGUCAGUGCUAGAAACGAGGCGUCAUCUCCCGCGAGCAGUAGGGUUACAGCAUCGGAGUUAUGCCGGAAGCAGGAAGUGGCCAGCGCUACGACGAAAAUCACAAGCUCCCAGCUGCAGUUGACCGCGGUGCGCGGUGUGGAAUUGGAACCCAGCGAAAGCUUAGAAGACAUCCUCCAGCGGCGUGAGCAAGAGUUGCAGAAGCGCCGCCAACACAUGCAGACACUGCUCGAGUGGCACCAGAAGUUGGAACGUGAGGAACAGGAGAUUUUCGACAUCGAGAGAAAUCUCCUCCAACAUAACCGACAAAAAAUCACCACCGAAGAUCGCUCGGCCGAAAUCCACGAGAAAGCUAUGGGACGAAUUCGGAGCAUCGAAAACAGCCUGCAGACGUUGCAGCAAAUUCCGGACAAAUCAUCGACGCCGGGUAGCAGCGGGACAACGGAUGAUGAUGGGACGAACGAGGUUCGGGCGGCUGGGAGUAAACUGAAUCGACUCUGGCAUCGUCUCACAGGGGUGAAGGAAAACAAAUACGAGCCGGGUAAAAAAUAUACCCUGACGAAGGCGUGCUUAGAGAGAUUGUACGAAGAUGCCAAAAUACGGGUUUUGGGAAGUUUUAGGAAUGACGGCGUCGUAAAGAAGACAUUGCUGGAUUUAUCGGUCAGUGGGAGGCAUAGUUCUGUGAGCGCUAGCAGCAGAGACACAAGCUUACUUGGCACAAGUUUCCACGAUCGGAACAAUGAAAGCACAAACAGUACAAAUAAUUCUGUGAAAACAACUGAGAAAAGUUCACCGCACGGGACUUUUCUAGUUUCCGAAUCUGUUCCGGAAACAAGCGAAGUAAACCGUACCAUUUGCAGUCCGUCCAAUGUUGAGCCAAACGAAAUUGGAGAUCAAAUCGAUCGCGGUAAUUUGAUAAAUUUUAGUGAAAUUAGCGAGGAUCUUGGAAACAACAACAGUAUUCUUUCGUCAACUACGAAAACCCACAGCACCUCCAAGAACGAACAUUCGUUCGACUCGGUGGAGUUUCAUACCAUAGAGAAGGAAGAACACAGCUCCAAAUCACCCCAAGAAAACCGAAACGAGUCCGAAAGCUAUUCCACAACUUUCGACCUUCCAGUUCCGUCAGAGGAAUGCGAAAUUUCUUCGGGUACGGACGAAGCCCAGCUUCUAAUCGAGGAUAUCUCGCUUCCAGCUCUUAUGACCGAUUCCCUUCUGGACGAAUCGCAUUCGGAGUCGAACUUACAAUCGGCGCAACAAAUAUCGGAGGAUGAUAUUGCUGACGGGGCAUCCCUGGAGGAGGCAAGCAGCAGCACCCCGACGUCAUCGAUGACGACUCCAACAACCGCCGAGGAAACGGAAACGGAGUACAAUGAAAUCGCAAUUGGAAAAACAGUGAAUAGAACGGCCGUUGCUUCUGAAUUGGAGAAGCGGCUUAUCAGUUUGAAUGAAAACUUGGGGGAACUGAAUGAAAGCUUUGAACGCAUCCCUUUGAUGCUUUCGCCAGAGGUACCUAAGAGUCAGGAACGAAAUUCGCCUGAAAGUGAGUCAGUCAGUUCUUCGAGUACUGAUAAACUGCCCACUGAAGAAAGUUCUGAUGAGAAAACUAUUUCGGAUCGUGUCCUUAAGGAGAAGUCUCCGUCGGAUAGCCCAAAAUUAGAUGACAACGACACUAAAAUGCAAACGCUUGCGUUGAACAUUGCGGGUCCAUCAACCCCAACAAUAACGAAUUAUGCGUACAUAAGCAAUUCAGGGCAUGGUUCUAAUAUACCUUCUACAACCGCCGCCGUUGCCAGCCGAAUGCCAGAUAUCAUAAAUGAAGCUGAGGUGCUCCGUCGUCAGCAACUCCAAAUCGAACAGGAAAUUAAACAACUUGAACAGCAAGUUGUUCUAUUCCGGGAAAUCCCUAACAAGCCACCGCCACCAUACAUUCCACCGGCGAACGGCAGUCCGUUGGCUUUAAUUUUCCCCCCAGAGUCCCGCAUUGACGAUCUCAUCGAAACCCGCACGAAAGAGCUCUUUCUCGGAGAUGUUCCCUCUGAAAAGCUCAACUCCGAUCACGUGACCAACAUCUACGAGAAGCUCAUACUGGAUAUGUGCAAAGAAAUGUACGCUGACUUACGUCCUCCACCGCCGGAUGUUUCCUUUCGCACCGCCAAGCAUGACAAGCGACCGCUCGCCUUCUACAAUCCACCGGAUCGACUGGGCAGUCUCCAGGAUCACAUGAAGCGUAAAAUCAAAAAGAUCCUCAACGAGGAAAGUUUGCUGCAGCAGCAACAGCAUCAGAAUCUGCACCACUGCCCGAUGCCAUUUCUGGCGUUCGCAGGCGGCACCGCCAAGCGGAAGCGGGACCACGUGGAUGAGAUCCUGGCCCAGGAAAUGUUCGACGAGGAAGCCCGCUGGACCAACUUCGAUCGGGAGGAGAUCGAGGUGAAGGAACGCAUUGUGGAUGAGAUAACGAAAACGCUAUUGUGGGAAGCUCUGGGUGACAUCGAAAGUGCCUGGAAGGAGAAGAACGAAAAGGUGGUGGAAAAAUAGUGAUAAUAUUUGUUUCCACGUUCAAGUGCAUUUAAAUUUUAUACAUCGACUUUAAUCUAUUUAGCUGUAAAAAAUGUAUUGUUAGAACGAAUCGCAUGUUACAAAACCCCGAGUAUUAUUAUCACACUUACCUGGGUAACUUUCGUCUUUGAUUUUGCUCAAUUUUAAUGAUGUUUUCUUUUUAUUGCAACACGGAAAGAAUGUUGCGACGGUUAGUGACUUAAAAUUUUACAAUGUAAGCAAUAUGAACGACCGCAUUUUACAUUAUGGACAAAUAAAUCGCCUUAAAAUAG